Mobula hypostoma (lesser devil ray) is the source of this 1131-nucleotide messenger RNA. Its product is annotated as octopamine receptor 1-like. The transcript has 3 exons. Lineage: Eukaryota; Metazoa; Chordata; Chondrichthyes; Myliobatiformes; Myliobatidae. Bases 1 to 1131 code for a protein of 376 amino acids. Gene Ontology annotation, cellular component: plasma membrane; dendrite. The record is from RefSeq and is a predicted model, not a curated record. Gene Ontology annotation, molecular function: G protein-coupled serotonin receptor activity; neurotransmitter receptor activity. Gene Ontology annotation, biological process: G protein-coupled receptor signaling pathway, coupled to cyclic nucleotide second messenger; chemical synaptic transmission.
AUGAGGUUGGAGGCCAAUCUGUCGGUGCUGCCUAACGAUUCAGUGCCCUGGGACCUGGGAGCAGGAGUUGGCAACAGUAGCAGCUGGCUAGCUCCCCAGGAUGUGAUGGUGGGCAUCCUGCUCACUCUCAUCGAUCUUGUCACCUUCCUGGGCAACACCAUUGUCUUCAUCUGCCCAGCCGUGGAGAAGAGACUGAGGACAGUCACCUAUAUGUUCAUCAUGUCCUUGGCCUUGGCAGAUUUACUGCUUGCUUGCCUUGUUAUGCCUUUCAGUAUUAUCUACGAAGUGACAGGAUUGUGGAUGUUUGGUCAUCAGUUCUGCAAAGUCUGGAUCUCCUUCGAUGUCAUGUUCUGCACAGCCUCCAUUGUAACCCUGUGUUUCAUUAGCCUGGACCGGUACUGCUCAGUAGUUACGCCUUACAACUACCCGAAGAGGAUGUCUCGCAAAAGAUGUAUCAUCAUGGCCGUGACCAUUUGGGUCUACUCUUCGCUGAUUUCCUUCCUGCCAGUGAUGCAAGGAUGGAAUGAAAUACCCGGCGUUAACUUUGAUGCCGGCACAGAGUGUGUCUUUGUGACUAACUGGACAUUUGCCAUCGUGGCGUCUGCUUUGGCCUUCUACAUCCCCUUCCUGAUCAUGUGCAGCAUGUACUUCUUCAUCUACCGGGCCUCCCGUCUAAAGGCCACCAGGAUCAUGUCGCAGACCCUGGACCUCCACUACCACCCCAACAGCAAACGCCCCAACAACCUGCAGCUGGAGAACAAGGCCACCCGGACAAUGAGUAUCAUCAUCUCUGUUUUUGUCUUAUGCUGGCUGCCGUACUUUGUCCUGAAUGUUUGGCUGGCGGUGCACAGCGCAGAGGAGACCAGUGAAGUCAUCGUGCAUGUCUUCAAGGUGAUAACAUGGCUGGGGUACUGUAACUCCACCAUUAACCCCAUGCUUUAUGCCUUCCUCAAUCGCGACUUCCAGCGGGCGCUUAAGAAGCUGCUGAUCUGCCAGCGUUGGAGCUCACAAGUGGACAUUGGCGAGGACAUGGUCUCCAUCGUGACCUUCUCAAAGACUGCCCAGGAUGCGGAGUACAAUACCAGGGUGACAGGAAUUCCCACUGGAGGCAAGAGCAAGUCAAAGCAGUAG